ACCGAGUCCCAUGAGAGUAGCAAAGGCUGUUACAUUGCUGUGUCUGUACCAAGCUGACCUAGCGUAGCGUAGCGUGGUUCCAUAGCAGGAGCAGGAGCAGCAGCUACGAGAAGAGGAAGAGGAAAGCGGACUUGUUUCUUCGUAGAUCCUGGAACGGACAGGCAGACGAGCCAGACUAGACCAGGCCCAGAGGGGGGGAGAGAGAGUUUGUCUGAGUUUUGGGUGCUGGAGUGUCGUCUCUGUUAUUCGUCUGGUUCGUGCGUUUUGUGGAAGGGUGGGGAAGUGUAGUGAGAGAGUGAGUGAUAUAAGAGCGAAUUUUUUUUUGGUGCAACUUGGCAUUCGGAAGUGAAAUUGCGCGUUUGCAGCGCUGGGGUUGGGCUGGAGAGUGAGAGCUGGGUGAGUGUAUUGGUGAAGGACAGGAGCUUUGGUGCGCUUUGUGGAAUGAGGAGUGCCCUCUGAUUACUUAUUCUGGUAAUAGUACAAUUCGUCUCGUGCGGAAGCGGCCAGGCUGGGAGGCUAAUUGGGAGCUGAGCAGAGCGCAGACCUGUGCUGUAUCGUGCAGAGGUCUCGACGUGUGAUUGCGGUAAUGUGUGCCUGUUUGAGGGUAGUAGAAGGGCGCUAGGGGAUGAAGUACAUGCGAUUUGGAUUGAGGUGAUUCGGUACAAGGUUAGCUGGGGCAGGGGUUCAUGAAGUCUCGGAUGACAGAUGGCCACGCCUUUGGCAUCAUUUGGCAACAUGCGGAAUAAGGCUGCGAUAGCUACCAUGGUGAGCAGGAUUGUUUUGUCAAGGGGAUUGCAGCAUUUACAGCGGAUUAGGGUAUUGUGACCGGGCCAAAGGUUUGGACUGCUUCAUUUGAAGCAGGUGGAGAAACUAUACGAACGCUGCUGGAUGACAUACUGUUGAGACGAGGAUUUAUUUGUCUGAGCUUUAGGGUUUGGUUUCGUUCCUGAAGGUUUCUAUCGUCGUGCCCGUAGAAGGUUUACGCACCUAUGAGAGUUCACACACGAUAAUUGUGAGUAGUUCUAAUGGCCGGAGUCAUACCGUACCGUCAGGAAUAUUUUCAGGGAUGGGGAUGAUGCAGUAAUUUGAUUGUCCGCGUGGAUCUGGAGGGUAUUUGUAAAUCGCAGGCUCAAGUUGAUCCGUCCGGAUCUUCGUCAUGUGGGUUCCACAGUAAGGUGUAAAUGGUGGAAUUUGUUCUUUCACGUUAUCGAGACCGGUGUGCCGCUGUGGAGUCUUUGGCCUCGAUUGGUACAGUCUCUGAAGGCAUUCAGAUUAACAACUAUCCGUGUGAAUUUGUUAGGAUUGAACUGAAGGUCGGUGUACAUUUACUUCAAGGAAUUGGAAAGGGAUGGCAUUGCCUCAUCGGCCCGAAAGUUACAGUUGCAGCGCCAUUUUGGAGAAGAAGUUUAGGAUAAUCGGCAGUAGUUGCGACAGAAACUGGAGGCAAUUUUUCGUCUGUCACUCAUGAGGGUGAACAAUGUGGGAGGUAGGGGGCAGGGGUUACAGUGAUCCUAGUUGCAUCGCGGACGCGCAUUACAAUGUCGCGCUCUUCAUCAGCGUCUGCCUUUCACAAGUCCAAGACACUUAAUGACAAAUAUCUUCUUGGAGAUGAAAUCGGAAAGGGAGCUUACGGGCGGGUCUAUAAGGGUUUGGACUUGGAGAAUGGAGACUUCGUGGCAAUUAAGCAGGUUUCACUGGAGAACAUUCCAUCCGAAGACCUUGCAAGUAUCAUGCAAGAAAUUGAUCUCUUGAAGAAUCUGAAUCAUAAGAACAUUGUCAAAUACCAAGGAUCUUUCAAGACCAAAACUCAUCUGUACAUCAUCCUUGAGUACGUCGAAAAUGGAUCGCUUGCCAACAUCAUCAAGCCGAACAAGUUUGGUGCCUUUCCAGAAUCUUUGGUGGCUGUCUAUAUCGCACAGGUCUUGGAGGGCCUUGUGUAUCUCCACGAACAAGGAGUUAUACACAGGGAUAUCAAGGGUGCCAACAUACUCACAACCAAGGAGGGUCUGGUGAAAUUGGCGGACUUUGGAGUGGCAACGAAGCUGACAGAAGCAGACGUCAACACACAUUCCGUCGUUGGAACACCAUAUUGGAUGGCCCCUGAGGUGAUUGAAAUGUCGGGAGUCAGUGCUGCUUCUGACAUUUGGAGCGUAGGUUGUACGGUCAUUGAACUACUCACUUGUGUCCCUCCUUAUUACGAUCUUCAACCCAUGCCUGCUCUAUUCCGAAUUGUGCAGGAUGACCAUCCUCCAAUUCCUGAGCACGUCUCAGCUGCAAUCACUGACUUCCUACACAAAUGUUUCAAGAAGGAUGCUAAGCUGAGGCCUGAUGCGAGAUCCCUUCUGACGCACCCCUGGAUUCGCAACUCAAGGCGGGCGCUGAAGAGUUCUUUAGAGCGAACCGGGGGAAGAAUCAAAGCCAUACCACGGGAUGUGUCUACGGUAGUUGAGAGAUCAAUUGAAGAUGGAGAAAAGGAGGACGACACCAGACCGGCUUCAGAAGAAACCCCUUCAACAAGGGACCUGUUUGAUUCUGGUUCGGAUGAUGAGCUGAAAAGUAAUUCUCCUUCAACAAGCUCUGAGACAGCUAACAGCAGCCAGAAGAACAAUAUUUCAAGCCAAAAUGGUCGCAGGCGGAUGCAGCGAGUAGUUACGAGUAACGGUACUGGGCAGCUCGAAUCAAGUAUCAUUCAACAACAAUCAUUACUAAAUGCUGUUGACAGAUUAUCUACAUCUAACAAUUCCGAAUUUGAGGAGUCCUCUAAAGCCAAACGUACUUCAAGCAAUGCUCAGGCAUCACCAGAGUUAUCAGGAGUGUCAGAAACGUUCAUUGAGGAUGUCUCACAGGGUGCGGAUGACCUGGGAAGUUUCGAUGUUAGAAGGAGAAAGAAUGAAUGGGUCACCUCUCGGGGACCACAUAAGACUAGUAGUUCUACAACGACUCGUGCAGAUCUUGGUGAAGAGGUGAAUGGUCCACUUGACUCAUGCAGUGAUGGAUCCAAGCUGAUGGAAAGAUCCGUAAGACCUGAGUCAAAUGGUUCUCAUCAUACUCCACAGGCGGGCAAGCUGAGUACGCCUUCUUCGUUGACUCGGUUCGCCGACACACCAGCAGACGGUAUGAUUGAUGACCUUUUUGGCGACGAAUCCUUUACGCCUAUUAAUAGUUCUCAAGUUGAUGGAGCCCAUACACAUACCCCAGGAGCAAUGUCACAGAGUUCAGUUUCAAAGGGAGGCUCUGUUACUUCUACGGACGGUGUGGGGGGAAAUGUGUUUGCUGCUAAACUGAAGCUCAGAAUGGCGCAAAAGAAGGUUGAGGGUGAAGCUGCUGGGUCUGCCAAGAAGGACCUCUUCCAGACCAUGAUUGAUGUUGUUGAAGACGAUGAGUCUAUUGAUAUCCCUCACUUGGGUUUUGACAAUGAAAAAGGCAGAGACUUUCUCGCUAAACAGCAUAUGGAGAUAACUCGUCUCGUGAAUUUGCUGAAACCUGAGGAACCAGAAGAAUCGAUCAUAUCAGCUUGUCAGAAUCUUGUAACAAUAUUUCGUGACUAUCCUGAGCAAAAAGCACAUCUCAUCAGUCAGCAUGGUAUCAUACCGCUGAUGGAUAUGCUUGACGUCAACAAUAACAGGGUUAUUCAUGCGGUGCUGCUGUUGAUUAAUCAAAUCAUUAGAGACAACGUGAACUAUCAGGAAAAUGCUUGUCUCGCUGGCCUGAUUCCGGUCAUAAUAAACUUUGCUGCGCCUGAUCGAUCAAGAGAGAUGCGUAUGCAGGCUGCUAGUUUUAUACAGCAGAUAUGUCUUACAAGCUCUACGACAUUGCAGAUGUUCAUUGCAUGCAGAGGAUUGCCUGUGCUUGUGAGCUUCCUGGAUCCAGAUUACACGAAGUGUCGAGAGAUGGUUCAUCUAGCUAUCGACGCCAUGUGGCAAGUAUUCCAACUACAGAAUUCAAAUCUCAAGAACGACUUUUGUAAAAUCUUUGCCAAAAGUGGUGUCUUGGUACGUCUUGUCAACACUCUCUACAGCUUGAAUGAAGCGACUCGUCUUGCCACGUCUGGAGUCGGAACUGUAGGAAAUCUUGCCAUUACUGCACCUUCGGCUCCUGCUCCCGGAGUUUUACUUCGGACACGGUCUGGACCUUUGGAACAGUCUCGAACGACGCAAGCUGAGAGCUUCAAGCCUCGGUCAGGGCAACUAGACCCUACUCGUGUCCGUGCCGGGUACAUGGAGCAACAUCGGCAAAUAACUGGGUUAAUAGAGUCUGCUCGACCAAAGUCACCGCAGCCACACAAAUCAGCUGGUCUUCCAGAAUACCUACGACAUCUCCCUGGGCAGUUAGAUCAAGCUCGUCUACACGCUGAUUCGACAAGAGAUCAAGGUGGGCAUGAAAUUGGUUGGCAUUCACCUGGCCGAUCAAGGCCAUUUUCUGGUGACAGAGACUUUGAUGUCGGCCAAGUAGAGACUGUUCGAUCGGAUGUAGAACAAGGUCGCCCAUUAUUAGGAAGAGAAGAAUUUGCUCGAGUUCCUUUGACUGACCCGUCGUGGUAUAAUUCUCGAUUUGGAAAUGGUUUGGAACAUGGUCACCAUGAGGUUCAACCUCUUUUGAGCCUCUUGGAGAAGGAACCUCCUUCUAGAACAGCAGAGUAUUAUCGGCAUAUUCCGUCUGGUGCAUUUGAGCGCUCUGACAGCGCGUUGCCAUUGUUGUUACACCAUGCCGCGGCACUACGGAAAGUAAACGGGAAGGUAGAUGCGCACAUUGCACAACAUGCAGAUAGUGAAAAGCAAAAUGGCAUGAUAGAGCACAUACCGGGGGGUCUUCCAUCGAAACCAGUAUGGAAUGGGGCAACUACUCAAUCACCUUCUAAACUGUCGCCUACUCCAUCCGCCCACUUAUCAUCGCAUUAUGCCACCGGAUUGUCUAAUUAUAGUGACACCCCAGCUUCCUCUUCGGGAACAGCUUCGCAGAGAGAUUCUGGUCAUCUUUCAACUUCAGGAGCACCAAGUUCCAAACCAGGAAGUAGUUCGUCCCCGGGACUGCUCUCCAGAACGAUGUCUACAUUGAAUGCAGAUGUUACAGGAUUUUAUGUUGCAAGAGUGGCUGAUCUUUUAUUGGAAUUUUCGAAAGCUGAUACGACAGUGAAGUCACACAUGUGCAGUGUCAACCUGUUGAUUCGACUUUUCCAAAUGCUCAACAAGCUGGAGCCUGCCAUUCUUGUUAAAAUACUGAAAUGUAUCAAGGAGCUUUCUACUGAUCCCUUCACUUUAGAAUAUUUGCAACGCGCUGAUGCCAUGAAGCAUCUGGUUCCAUUUCUAGAAGCUCGAGAAGGUUCUUUUGUUCCUCAGAUUCAUAAUCAGGUUUUGAAUGCCCUGUACAACUUGUGCAAAAUCAACAAAAGGCGCCAGGAGCAGGCUGCUGAAAGUGACAUCAUUGUCCACUUGAUGUAUUUUAUCAAAGAAAAUUCCCCCCUCAAGCAAUUUGCUCUCCCUCUUCUUUGUGAUAUGGCUCAUGCCUCUCGAUACACAAGGGAAAAACUAAGAGUCCAUAGGGGGCUGGAGGUGUAUUUGAGUCUUCUCAAUGAUGAAUAUUGGGCGGUUACUGCCUUAGACUCCUUAGCGGUCUGUCUUGCUCAUGACAACGAACAGCGCAAGGUGGAGACGGCCUUGCUGAAGAAGGAAGCUGUGCAAAAGCUGGUGACUUUUUUCCAAAAUUGUUCCGAGCCAUCUUUUGUGGAUAUUUUGGAGCCUUUCCUUAAGAUCAUCACGAAAUCCGUAAGAUUGAACACCGCUUUGGCUGUGUCAGGCCUUACUCCACUGCUAGUGGGAAAGCUUGAUCACAAGGAGGCUAUUGCUCGCCUGAAUCUUCUAAAGUUAAUCAAGGCGGUUUAUGAACACCACCCUAGGCCGAAGCAAUUGAUUGUUGAGCAUGAUUUGCCCAUGAAGCUUCGCAAAUUAAUCGAAGAACGUCGCGAUGGAGAACGUUCCGGUGGUGGUCAAGUACUUGUUAAACAGAUGGCCACGGCUCUGCUCAAAGCUCUUCACAUAAACACUGUUCUAUAGCUUUGUGUUGGUCAAGUUUCAAUAUAUAGAACUCAUUCCUCUCUCACCCUUGGAGCCGGCCUCAGUCUAUCAUUUUCUGCUAUGGGUUAAACCUGGUCUAAACUCUAGUUGUUGACCCAUUCCACAGUUGCAUGCUCCUUUACUCAAGGUUGUACUAUCUACUCUCUAGACCGUUUCAUUAUUUCGAAUAAAUCGUCGACAUGUUCAAGCUCUUGUUUGUCAACGAUGAAGGAAACACUUGACAGACAUUGGAGUUCUUAGAAGGAACUUAAACUUUAGGAAGACACAUCUGGUGACUUGUAGUCAUUAUUAGUAAUGAGGGUGGGCGGAAGCAUUGUGCCAUAGAUAGUGCACUAUUCAUUGUAUGAUCUUAUGGAUACAUGAGUGCAAAUGUUUAAUGAAGCCCGUAUGGGCAGUGCAAAAGUUCCU
Molecule: messenger RNA, 6479 nt
Organism: Marchantia polymorpha subsp. ruderalis
Lineage: Eukaryota; Viridiplantae; Streptophyta; Marchantiopsida; Marchantiales; Marchantiaceae
Source: the annotation of a GenBank genome assembly